Pteropus alecto (black flying fox) is the source of this 6099-nucleotide messenger RNA. It is a transcript of the gene PEAK1, whose product is annotated as pseudopodium enriched atypical kinase 1. Bases 776 to 5995 code for a protein of 1739 amino acids. Gene Ontology annotation, biological process: protein phosphorylation. The transcript has 9 exons. Lineage: Eukaryota; Metazoa; Chordata; Mammalia; Chiroptera; Pteropodidae. Gene Ontology annotation, cellular component: actin cytoskeleton; focal adhesion. Gene Ontology annotation, molecular function: ATP binding; protein kinase activity. The record is from RefSeq and is a predicted model, not a curated record.
GCGUUCCUUAUGGAGCGCGACGCCGAGCGCGCGCGCGCGCGAAGAGGCAGUCGUGGGGCUGGGUGAAGGCUGGUAGGCUGGUGGGCUGGGCGGGCAGCCGGGAGCGCGCGGUGGACUCAGCAACAGCGAAUAGUUGUUGUUAGUGUCAGUAGCUCCGCGGCGGUGGCCACGGCGACCGGAAAGAGGGCUGGAAGGCCGGUGAUGGUGGUUGCUGCGGCGGCGUGUUCGCCUCUCAGGUAUUUGCCUAAACUGGAACUUAUGCUGUAGCCAUUUCUUUGUGGAUUUUUCUAAAAAUCUAAGCUGCUGCUUGGCUACCCUUAAGGCCAAGGAGUGCACACACCUGCAUGAGGACCUGUCCUGGAAAUGGGCUCAGCCACCUGAGCUGGAUCUGGAGUUCAAGGUGAUGUGCUAGCAAGAGUAUAAAAGGAGCUGAACUGAUGGAGGUACAGAGAGCCACCUCAACUCCUAAAUUCUCCAUCCAUGAAAGAGCAGACUGCCUGAGUCUAAACAUUGCUGUCUUCAAAAAAUAAGGAAUGAGAAGAGAGGAAGAAAGGACAUCUUGGAAAGAUCCAAACUACUUUGAAAUUUUAAAGGAAUGUAAUGAUAGCUGCUAAAACCACCUUUGUCACCAUAAUGGAUGAGGUACUUCAAAUUUAACUGGUUGAUCACAUUUAACAAGAGCUGCUGUGAUACAUAGGGGAGGUGAAAACUAACGGAUGAAAGUAUUGCCAUGCACUGAAAGGAAAGCAUUGUUUAUGAAGUUCUAUUUUAAAAAAUGUCUGCUUGUAGCACCUUUACUGAACACGUUUGGAAACCUGGAGAAUGCAAGAACUGCUUUAAACCUAAAAGCUUGCACCAGUUUCCCCCAGACCCUGAGAAGGCACCCAUCACCCAUGGCAAUGUGAAAACUAAUGCCAAUCACAGUAACAACCACCGCAUCAGGAACACCGGAAACUUCCGGCCUCCUGUGGCUAAAAAACCCACUAUAGCUGUGAAGCCCACUAUGAUGGUAGCAGAUGGGCAAAGUAUAUGUGGUGAGCUUAGUAUCCAAGAACACAGUGAGAACAAACCUGUCAUCAUAGGGAGAAACCAAAACAGGACAGCCUUGACUCAGAAACCACUUAAUAAUAAUAAUGAAGAGGAUAUCGAAGGAUUUAGCCGUGUUCCUAAACCUUAUGACAAUAAUGAUAGUGCAAAGAAGAUACCAAAUAACAAUAAUGGACUAACUGAAGUGUUGAAGGAGAUAGCAGGCUUGGAUACUACUCCUCAGAUAAGAGGAAAUGAAACAAACUCUAGAGAAACAUUCUUAGAAAGAAUAAAUGAUUGCUAUAAACGAUCAUUGGAAAGAAAGCUUCCACCAAGUUGCAUGAUGGGUGGGAUGAAGGAUACUCAGGGCAAGCACGUUAUUCUGAGUGGGAGCACAGAAGUGAUCAGUAAUGAAGGGGGCCGGUUCUGUUACCCAGAGUUUUCUAGUGGUGAGGAGAGUGAGGAAGAUGAACUUUUCAGUAACAUGGAGGAGGAGCAUGAGAGCUGGGAUGAGAGUGAUGAAGAGCUGUUGGCCAUGGAGAUUCGCAUGAGAGGGCAACCUCGCUUCGCAAACUUUAGGGCAAACACUUUAUCUCCUGUUCGAUUCUGUGUGGACAAAAAAUGGAAUACUGUUCCUCUACGAAAUAAGUCUCUGCAGAGAAUCUGUGCUGUAGAUUAUGAUGACAGUUAUGAUGAAAUCCUGAAUGGUUAUGAAGAGAAUUCCGUGGUCUCCUAUGUACCAGGAAGUAUUCAGAGCAUGGUGUCAUCUGACUCCACAUCACCAGAAUCUUCUUUAACAGAAGAAUCACGUUCAGAGACAGCCAGUAGUAUAUCCCAGAAGAUUUGUAAUGGGGGAGUAUCUCCUGGUAACCCAGGAGAUUCUAAGGACAUGAAGGAAAGUGAGCCCAAUUAUGAAAGUCUCUCUGGCAAUAAUCAGGAGAAAGAUUUAUCACAAGCAUCCAGAAGCUCAGUGAAAGUUCCAGAGACACAUAAAGCAGUCCUUGCUCUCCGAUUAGAAGAGAAAGAUGGCAAGAUUGCUGUACAAACUGAGAAGGAAGAAAGUAAAGCCUCUACGGAUAUUGCUGGGCAAGCAGUAACCAUAAACCUCAUUCCUGUAGAAGAACAAGCGAAGCCCUACCGUGUUGUGAAUCUUGAACAGCCAUUGUGCAAGCCAUAUACUGUCGUGGACGUGUCCGCAGCCAUGGCCAGUGAGCACCUGGAGGGCCCUGUUAAUAGCCCCAAGACAAAAAGCUCAUCUUCUACUCCAAACUCUCCAGUAACAUCACCUGCAUUGACAUCAGGACUCAUAAGUGCCCAUUCCCAGAAAUCCAGUGCAAUUCGAUACCAGGAAGUUUGGACUUCCAGUACUAGUCCACGACAAAAGAUCCCUAAGGUAGAAUUAAUUAGUAGUGGAACUGGACCAAAUGUCCCUCCAAGGAAAAACUGUCACAAAUCAGCACCUACUUCACCUAUAGCUACAAACAUUUCCUCCAGAACCAUCCCUGUUAAGUCACCUAAUCUGUCUGAAAUAAAAUUUAAUAGUUAUAACAAUGCUGGUAUGCCACCUUUUCCAAUAAUCAUUCAUGAUGAGCCGGCUUAUGCUCGGAGUUCCAAAAAUGCUGUCAAGGUUCCUAUUGUAAUCAAUCCAAAUGCAUAUGACAAUCUAGCCAUUUAUAAAAGUUUUCUCGGAACAAGUGGAGAACUUUCAGUGAAGGAAAAAACCACAAGUAUAAUAAGCCAUACUUACGAAGAAAUAGAAACUGCAAGCAAAGUGUCUGAUGACACCACUAGCAAACCCACUGAAUGCCCCCAAGCUAAAGGGUUUUCAAACAGCACAGAGCGUAAAAGGGGCUCAGUGGCUCAGAAGGUCCAGGAAUUUAACAGCUGUCUUAACAGAGGUCAGUCUUCACCACAGAGAAGCUAUAGUUCCAGCCACAACUCCCCAACAAAGAUCCAGAGAACCACUCAAGAACCUGUUGCCAAAAUAGAAGGCACUCAGGAGUCUCAGAUAGCGGGCAGUGGCAGCAGCACCAGGGAGAAAGCAAGUACAGUGCUUUCUCAGAUUGUGGCUUCUAUCCAACCCCCACAGUCUCCUCCAGAAAUGCCCCAGUCUGGCCCUAAAGCUUGCAGUGUGGAAGAGCUAUAUGCAGUUCCCCCAGAUGUUGAUGCUGCUAAGAGUACACCAGUCCGGCCCAAAUCUCUCUUUACGUCUCAGCCCAGUAGUGAGGCUGAAGCACCUCAGACCACAGAAAAUCUUACCACCAAAGUACAGAAAGAUCCUCUGGCAAAGCCAGUCACCACCCCUCCCUCCAAAUUAGUGACUAAUCCCCAAGGUGAGCUACCACCUCCUUUUCCCCCACCACGCUCUACUUCCUCCCCUUACCAUGCAAGUAACCUUUUGCAGAAGCAUUUCACCAACUGGACAAAGCCAGCCAGCUCUACCAGGUCAACAGAAGCCGAAUCAGUUUUGCACUCUGAAAGCAGCAGGCGGGCAGCUGAUGCAAAACCUAAACGCUGGAUAUCAUUUAAAAGCUUCUUCCGCCGUCGGAAAACAGAUGAGGAGGAUGAUAAAGAGAAAGACCGAGAGAAAGGGAAACUGGUGGGCCUGGAUGGCACAGUCAUCCACAUGCUGCCCCCUCCUCCAGUUCAGCGCCAUCACUGGUUCACAGAGGCAAAAGGAGAAUCCAGUGAGAAGCCAGCCAUCAUCUUCAUGUACAGGUGCGACCCUGCCCAAGGCCACCUCAGUGUGGAUCAGAGCAAGGCCAGGGCAGACCAGUCAACAAUCAUGGAGAAGGGUGGAACAGAGGAUGGUUUACUACAGGACCUAGAGAAGAAAAGGAGUCAUUCUUCUCCACAGAUUCCUAAAAAAAUUCUCAGUCAUGUGACCCAUGAAGUGACGGAGGAUUUUUCUCCUUGGGACCCCAGAACUGUUGUUGUGAAAGAAGAUGGCAGGGGCUGCACAUCAUCAUUACCCCUACCUGAAUUGGAAAGGGAAGAGGAGAAAGAAGACAUUUCAGAUUCAAUGGACAUAAAUCCCUGUAGUGCAACAUACAGCAACUUAGGGCAAUCUAGAGCAGCUAUGAUACCUCCCAAGCAUCCACGGCAGCCUAAGGGAGCUUUGGAUGAUGCCAUUACCUUUGCUGGGAAAACAGACCAAGAAGCACCUAAUGCUUCCCAACCUAUGCCACCCCCACUGCCAAAGAAAAUGAUUAUAAGAGCCAAUACAGAGCCAAUCUCCAAAGACCUACAAAAAUCCAUGGAAACUAGUCUUUAUGUCAUGGCUAAUCCUACCUAUGAUAUUGAUCCCAACUGGGAUGCCAGCAGUGCUGGCUCUUCCAUUAGUUAUGAACUCAAGGGACUGGACAUUGAGUCUAAUGACUCCUUGGAGAGACCUUUGCACAAGGAGCAACCUAUCCCCUCAGCAGCAAAUAGCAAUUCCAGCUUAACCACUCUCAGUAUUAAGGAUAGAUUUUGCAACAGCAUGGAGUCCCUCUCCAGUCGACGUGGUCCCUCUUGCAAACAGGGCCGAGGCAUCCAGAAGUCACAGAGACAAGCACUUUAUCGAGGACUUGAGAAUCAGGAAGAAGUGGUGGGGAAAAUCCGAAGCCUUUAUACAGAUGCCUUGAAGAAACUAGCUGUUAAAUGUGAAGACCUCUUCAUGGCUGGGCAGAAAGACCAGCUCCGUUUUGGGGUGGACAGCUGGUCAGACUUCAGGCUAACCAAUGACAAGCCAUGUUGCGAGGCAGGUGAUGCAGUUUACUACACAGCGUCAUAUGCAAAAGAUCCACUUAAUAACUAUGCAGUCAAGAUCUGUAAGAGCAAAGCUAAAGAAUCUCAGCAGUAUUAUCACAGUUUGGCUGUUCGUCAGAGUCUGGCUGUCCAUUUUAACAUCCAGCAGGAUUGUGGUCAUUUCCUUGCUGAAGUCCCUAAGCGUCUUCUUCCCUGGGAGGAUCCUGAUGCCCCUGAAGAGGAAGAGAAUGAAAUGCAAGAGAAUGAAGAUGUGAAAGGAGAAACUGUUGGGAAAAGCCCAGAGCCCUGCUCUGAAAUAGAGUCAUCCCAGAAAGAAAGCCAGGGAGUUAUUAGCAGGAAGCAAAGAAGCCAUGUUGUGGUCAUAACCAGAGAGGUUCCAUAUCUCACCAUGGCUGAUUUCGUGCAAGAUUCUCUGGCCCAACAUGGGAAAAGCCCUGAUUUAUAUGAGAGGCAAGUGUGUCUGCUGCUCUUACAGCUGUGCUCUGGCCUUGAGCACCUCAAACCCUACCAUGUCACUCACUGCGAUCUCCGUCUGGAGAACCUGCUACUUGUCCACUACCAGCCCGGGAGAACCACCCAAGGCCUUGGGCCUGCGGAGCCCAACCCCACCUCAUCUUGUCCCACAAGGCUUAUAGUAAGCAACUUCUCUCAAGCCAAGCAGAAGAGCCACCUGGUGGAUCCUGACAUUCUCCGGGACCAGUCUCGCCUCGCCCCAGAGAUCAUAACAGCUACCCAGUACAAAAAGUGUGAUGAGUUCCAGACGGGCAUCCUCAUCUAUGAGAUGCUACACCUGCCCAACCCCUUUGAUGAGAACCCAGAGCUAAAGGAGAAGGAGUACACUCGAGCAGACCUGCCUCGAAUCCCGCUCCGCUCCCCCUAUUCCUGGGGCCUUCAGCAGCUGGCCAACUGCCUCCUGAAUCCCAACCCUUCUGAGCGGAUCCUCAUUUCAGAUGCCAAAGGCAUCCUCCAGUGUCUGCUUUGGGGCCCCCGGGAAGAUCUCUUCCAGACUUUCACCACCACCCCCAGCCCAGUGCAAAGGAAUGCCCUGCUCCAAAACUGGCUGGACAUCAAACGAACACUGCUGAUGAUCAGGUUUGCUGAGAAGUCCCUGAAUAGGGAGGGUGGGGUCAGCCUUGAAGACUGGCUUUGUGCUCAGUAUUUGGCUUUUGCCACUCCAGACACCCUCAGUCGUAUUGUGAAAAUCCUGCACCACCGUUAAUGUAUCCUGUUUGCUGCUUUUACUCCAUUUUCACCUUCUUCAAGUCACCCACGCACUUUUCCAUCCUAGUACUCACAGAAGAGAGUGAAACUGUCCAUCUCUUU